GAGACAAGGGGCGGAGAGGGAGGGGUUAAACGCAUGAGAAAAAGUUUGUUUUCCCCUUAAAAGCUAUGGACGAACUCUUACUCAAGUUGCUCGACUCGAUUCCGUUUUUCAGAUAUCGUCUAACUUUUUGGGAAAAUUAUGUUUCAUAUCAACUGAAAGCCUACUUUGCUCGUCAAACUUUCCCGCAAAGUUGACAGUGGUACUCGUGCCCAUGAGGUGAUAGCAGCUCUUUCCUCAUCCACAACAAACUAUGGCUGUUGGAAACCAGACUGUUAUACUCUUGUCUGAGCAGGUGGUUGUAUUGUUUUCAUGCGCGCUGUCGUUUCUCGGCUCGACAUUAAUCAUCAUCACCUACUUUAUAUUUAAAGAUUUAAGGACAACUCCAAGGAAGCUUUUGGUCUACCUCUCGGUGGCUGACUGGUUAUCCGCCGUCUCCUACGCCUUCGGGGUCUGGAGAGUUUUCCACACCGACUCGCUGGACUGCAUCGUUCAAGGAGCGAUAUCUACUUUCGCCAACACCAGCUCCUUCUUCUGGACUGUGGCCAUUGCUGUUUACCUGUAUGUUUUCAUCGUCAGGUCAAGUCAAAGAGUCGCUGACAGCCUGGUGUUGUUUUUCCAUGUACUAAGUUGGGGUGUGCCUCUGGCUAUCACUGUUGCCGCCUUGUCCCUGAGUAAGAUUGGCUAUGAUGCCUCAGAGGUGUCGGUGGGCUGGUGCUGGGUGAGGAUUCACGCUCCUGACCGGGUGUUGUGGAUGUUGCUCACUGGAAAGAUUUGGGAGUUCUUGGCCUACCUCACCCUUCCUGUCCUUUACAUUUUGAUCAAAAGGCACAUCCACAUAGCGCAUGCAGCUCUAUCUGAGUACCGCCCCAUCCUGUCCAGCAGGCCUCAGUCUCACUCCUUCUUUUCCAUGGCUGAUAUGAAACUAACUCUCAUUCCCAUUAUCUUCAUUGUACUUCGGAUUUGGAGCACAGUGCGCUUUAUACUGCUGCUGGCCAAUUCUCCAGCCAGACUGAACCCAGUGUUGGUCACUUUACAUGGAAUUGGCAAUACCUCACAGGGAACUGCAAACUGCAUCAUGUUUGUAUUGUUCACUCAGCCAAUCCGCACACGCCUCUGCAGCGCGCUCUGCUGCUGCUGCAAGUGUGUAACCGGGGCACAGCACUCACAUGACAACCCUCACAGACUGCUAUCGGGACAGGAGCCCUCCACCCAGAGAGAGGAGGACAGCACAAGUCGAGUCCUGACUGAUAAAUGAUCUGUGGAUGUAAAUGUUGACACGAAGGAGGCAGAGGAGGUCUCUGCUUCAUAUUGAGCCUCGUUACAGUGAGUGUCUGCUGACAGUGCCUGAGAUUCUGCAGGUGUAUGCACAUAUGUGUUACAGGAGAGGUCACGUACCUGCUCUUUGGAUGAUGAAGGUGAUGAUGCCUGACUGUUCACGCACAUUUGGUGAAGCAUUUAGACUGUUACAGACUGGAUAUGCUGCACAUGAAUCUUUAAGUUUAGCGGAGAGGUGCUGUUUAUCAAACUUUAACUUCUAGUUUCAUUUCAAUUUCACUUUGCACAUUUUCUGACUGAAGUCGUACACUCCAUGAGGGAAAGUUUAACAGCUUUAUGCAUCAUUCUGAAGUUAUUACCACAGAUUAAAUCCAGUGUUCAAGUAUUUUGUUUUUGGGGAAAAUUACAUCAUUUUGGUACCGUGUUUAUAACAUGGGUUUGAAAUCAUAUGUGAGCCUUAUUAUACAAGUGAUUACUGUGUAGCAUUCUUACUUGAGGUGAUUAAAUGGACUUGAAUUUGU
Cheilinus undulatus (humphead wrasse) is the source of this 1796-nucleotide messenger RNA. It is a transcript of the gene gpr157, whose product is annotated as G protein-coupled receptor 157. The transcript has 4 exons. The record is from RefSeq and is a predicted model, not a curated record. Gene Ontology annotation, molecular function: cAMP binding; G protein-coupled receptor activity. Bases 251 to 1255 code for a protein of 334 amino acids. NCBI's taxonomy places the organism in Eukaryota, Metazoa, Chordata, Actinopteri, Labriformes, Labridae. Gene Ontology annotation, cellular component: plasma membrane. Gene Ontology annotation, biological process: adenylate cyclase-activating G protein-coupled receptor signaling pathway; cell surface receptor signaling pathway.